Molecule: messenger RNA, 2593 nt
Organism: Aedes albopictus (Asian tiger mosquito)
Lineage: Eukaryota; Metazoa; Arthropoda; Insecta; Diptera; Culicidae
Exons: 4
Coding region: 149-2302 (717 amino acids)
Cellular component (GO): nucleus; ribonucleoprotein complex; cytoplasm
Molecular function (GO): ATP binding; RNA helicase activity; RNA binding
Source: RefSeq, a predicted model, not a curated record
CCCGAGUGUACACGUAACCGAAUCCGUCCAAGAAAAAUAAAUCACAAAAAUACGCCAUCUUGGAAAGUUGGAACCAGUGCAGUUUGGUGAACGCUCCGUGAAAAAAUCGAUUUUUAGCUGUUUUAUCGCCCAAAAAUCAUCAAAAAUCAUGAAUCGCCGUGGAGGACGUGAUUACGACGACCGUGGGGGCCGCGGUGGCGGAGGCUCAUCGAAUUUGAUGCGUCGAAAUGAUCGUAAUGGCGGACGGGUAGAGAAGCGCUUCGAUAAACAGGAGCGCAAUGGGGAAAAUUUGCGCCCCGUCCGGUGGGAUCAGGUGAAGUUGGAACCGUUCAAGAAGGACUUUUUCAAUCCGGCUAGUAGUGUUUUGGAGCGGUCAAGGUCCGAGGUGUGCCAGUUUUUGGAUAAGAACGAGAUCACCAUGAUCGGUAAGAAUGUUCCGGCUCCGAUUAUUCAGUUCGCUGAAAGUGGCUUUCCGAGUGUGUUUUUGGACGAGAUGUCACGCCAAGGGUUUCAGGAACCGACGAGCAUCCAAGCCGUGGGAUGGUCAAUUGCGAUGAGCGGACGGGAUAUGGUCGGUAUCGCAAAAACUGGAAGUGGCAAAACCUUGGCGUACAUUUUGCCUGCGUUGAUUCAUAUAAGUAACCAGCCGAGGCUUCUGCGGGGUGAUGGCCCUAUUGCUUUGGUGCUGGCCCCGACCCGUGAGUUGGCCCAGCAGAUUCAGCAAGUUUGCAACGAUUUUGGUCGCCGUAUGAGUAUUAUGAACACUUGCAUCUUUGGGGGUGCUUCUAAACAUCCUCAAGCGGACGAUUUAAGACGUGGCGUUGAGAUUGUGAUUGCUACUCCAGGGCGGUUGAUUGAUUUUCUUGAAGGUGGAACCACCAAUUUGCGGCGUACUACUUACCUGGUGCUCGACGAGGCGGAUCGUAUGCUUGACAUGGGUUUCGAACCACAAAUCAGGAAAAUUAUUUCUCAAAUUCGACCGGACAGACAGGUUCUCAUGUGGUCGGCCACUUGGCCUAAGGAAAUCCGCAAGCUGGCUGAGGAAUUCCUUCGAGAAUACAUUCAAAUCAACAUUGGUUCGCUCAAUUUGGCAGCGAAUGAGAACAUCAUGCAGAUCAUCGAAUGCUGCGAGGAGUACGAGAAGGAGAAUCGGCUUUUUAAGCUAUUGACGGAAUUAUCCCAGCACGGGGACAGCAAGUCGAUUAUUUUCGUCGAAACCAAACGUAAGGUUGACCAGAUCACAAACGUCAUUAAGCGCAACGGGUGGAGAUGCGACGGCAUUCAUGGUGACAAAACCCAAAAGGAUCGCGAUUACGUAUUGAAUACUUUCCGUCGAUUGCGUAGCGGAAUUUUGGUCGCUACCGAUGUGGCUUCGCGCGGUUUAGACGUUGACGAUGUCAAAUACGUCAUCAACUUUGACUUCCCGAACAACACGGAGGACUACAUUCAUCGCAUUGGUCGCACUGGUCGUUCCACCAACAAGGGCACAUCGUACACAUUCUUCACACCGGCCAACGGUGCCAAGGCUGGUGACUUGAUUGGUGUGUUGAGGGAGGCAAAUCAGUUCGUGAAUCCGGAGUUGGAACAAUACGCCCGUAGCGGUGGUCGCAAUCGUGGCGGCAACCGUGGACGCUAUGGAGGCGGCGGCGGUCGCAAUAUGAGAAACGACGGAAAGGGCCGCCGAGGUGACGAUUACCGCAGCGGAAAUGGAGACGAUCGUGGACCGAAAUUCGCUCGCCGUGACGAUUAUGGCGGCGGCAGUCGUAACGAUUUCGGUGCCAGAAAUGGUGGAUUCGGAGGAGAUCGUGGUGGCUUCGGUGGCAACAAAGAUCGAGAUAGCGGAUUCAAAUCAAAUGGUUAUGGUGGCUCCAACGACCGUGGAGGAUACGGUGCUCGUGAUGGUGCUUCGAAGGGCAGCUCUGGUUUUGGCUCUAGUUCUGAUAAGUCUGGCGGGUACGGAAACAGUGCUGAUUCACGCUCGUCUGGAUAUGGAUCUCGGCAACAGAAUGGAACAGGUGGAGCAGGUUUCACCGGAGGAAGUGUACCGCUUCCAAACUUCAGCAAACCACCACCAUCAUUCUCUGCUCCCCCGGCAGGCGGUUUCACGGCUCCACCUCCGUCGCGUCGUCCGGAAGAAAGGCAACGUCCACCACUUGCCAGCACGGUCGGCAGUUCUUUUGGGUCGAUGAGCAGCACCAGCUCUGCACCCAGCUAUCCCAGCAGCAAUCAAUACCCUUCGAGCCAGGCACGUCCCUAUGGAUCUCGUCCUAACGUUCCAUCAGCAGUUGGUAGUGGCAUGUAAAUCACAUUCUAUUUAGUUGAAAUGACUAAACACUAGCGGCAUAAGAUGAUUUAAAUGAAACAACAAAGUAUCUUCAAUUAUGUAAGCGCUUUUAAUAUUUUAAUAUGCCACAAAUACGCAAGACAACUCAAAUUAGGCUGUUAGGUUAAUCUACAUCAUCUUAUUGUGAAUGGAAUCAUUCAACAGAGUUCGGAAUUUGGAAAAACAAAUAUUUUACAAAUAUUUUUAAGCGUGCGUAAAGCUGUAUGUUUAUUUAAUUUCUAAUAAAGUAUGAAAGAUUUAAAAUGAUCA